Meyerozyma guilliermondii ATCC 6260 is the source of this 1122-nucleotide messenger RNA. It is a transcript of the gene RCL1, whose product is annotated as rRNA-processing endoribonuclease. The record is from RefSeq and is a predicted model, not a curated record. The transcript has a single exon. Lineage: Eukaryota; Fungi; Ascomycota; Pichiomycetes; Serinales; Debaryomycetaceae. Gene Ontology annotation, molecular function: RNA endonuclease activity. Gene Ontology annotation, cellular component: nucleolus. The coding region runs from base 1 to 1122 and encodes 373 amino acids. Gene Ontology annotation, biological process: ribosome biogenesis; endonucleolytic cleavage of tricistronic rRNA transcript (SSU-rRNA, 5.8S rRNA, LSU-rRNA).
AUGUCUACGGCGGUAAAGGCGAAAAUAGUGACGCUUGAAGGCCAUCGAAAUUUCCGAUUACGACUCGUGCUCUCUACAUUGUCGGGAAAACCAAUAAAAAUUGUCAGAAUUAGAUCCGAUGACAUGAAUCCUGGUCUUCGUGACCAUGAAGUAUCGUUCCUUCGACUCUUGGAAUCAGUAACUAACGGCACUCAUAUCGAAAUAUCAUACACUGGUACUACUGUCAUAUACAAGCCUGGCAUCAUAAUUGGCGGUCAAAUCACUCAUAAUUGUCCUAAUACUAAACCUAUAGGAUACUUUGUAGAACCCAUGUUGUACUUGGCUCCAUUUUCCAAAAAGAAGUUUUCCAUUGUUUUCCGCGGACUCACUGCAUUGAACGACACAGAUGAUGCUGGAAUCGACGCCUUGAAGUGGGGAAUACUCCCCGUCAUGGAAAAGUUCGGCGUCCGUGAAGCUGCAUUACAUAUCAAUAAGAGAGGAUCUCCUCCUUUGGGUGGAGGUGAAGUCCAUUUUGUUUGUGACUCCUUGAUUGCCCAGCCAUUGACGAUCCAUGCUCUUGAGGUUCCCAAGAUCUCAGCAAUAAGAGGUGUCGCAUACUGUACUAGAGUUUCACCCAGCGUAGUUAACCGGAUAGUUGAUGCGGCUCGUAAAGUGUUGAAGCCUACCGGGGUGGAAGUGAAUAUUACAGCCGAUGCUUGGCGUGGAGAACAAUCGGGAAAGUCUCCAGGUUUUGGAGUUACUUUAGUCGCUGAGCUGAAAAAAGGAUGGAGAAUCUUUUCGGAGGGAGUAGGAGCUGCGCAGCUGCUCCCAGAGGAACUUGGUGAAAAAGUAGCAUACCAGUUACUCGAGGAAUUAAGUCUAAGUGGAACUCUAGGAAGAAGUCAAUUAAAACUCGCAUUGACCUACAUGGCCAUCGGAAAGGAAGACAUUGGUCGUAUAAAGCUCCAUAAAAGCCAAAUCGAUUCCAACUUAAUAUGGGUUUUGCGAGACAUAAAUUCAAUAGUUGGCACAGAAGCUUUCUUCAAAGAUGGCCUGGAUGAUAUCGACCCUGAAGAAGCAGACUUUAUGACUUGCGCUAUGAAAGGAAUUGGGUUUACGAGUGUUUCCAAAAAGAUUGCUUAA